AUGCCUCACCCAUUCCACCCGGACGACUUCCCCAUCAACAAGGAGGUCGUCCUCAAGCCGACCAAGACGUACUACCUCAAGGGCUGCGUCCACUUCAAGACCAACGCCGAGGUCCUAGACCUGACGGGCAAGAUAAGGCAGCGCUUCAACAACUUCAGCAAGGAAUUCCUCGACGAGGCCGGGGAGGCAGCGCGCCAGGCCGGCGGUCCGGCCUUCUCCAUCAGCAGCAGCGGCAACAUGAUGCGGACGAUCAAGACGCUGACGGACGCCGGGUCCGGGGAGCCGCUGUGCGACCUCAACAUCACAUUCGUGUCGUUCGGGUCGUCGACGGUGCGGUUCCCGAGCGGGUCGCAACACUCUCGCCACGAGAUCGAGCUGUGCCCCGUGGGCGACGGCUGGGAGCCCCAGCGCCACGAGGCCUUCGUCAAGAACUCCAUCCCCUACUUCUGGGACAUGAGCGACGGCCGCGUCGGCGUCCUCUACAAGUGCCUCAACCAGCAGCGCGUCGAGAUCGCCCGCGUGGCCGGCUACGGCUUCGACCAGGACGCCGUGCUCGUCCUCAACGCCAAUGAGCUGGAUGAGGUGGUUGCCGUCUCUACGUGCAUCAUCCUGAUUAACGGACGGGAUGCGAUGGAUGCUUGA
This is a messenger RNA of Anthostomella pinea, 642 nucleotides long. NCBI's taxonomy places the organism in Eukaryota, Fungi, Ascomycota, Sordariomycetes, Xylariales, Xylariaceae. The record is from the annotation of a GenBank genome assembly.